GCGAGCGAGCCCCGACGGCCGCAGUGGGUGGAGGGGGGAAAGUGGGGGAGAGUCGGGGGGAGUAGAGGGAAGGAGCCUCACCCCCAGGACGCCUUCUGCGCACGCGCAUCUCGGUGCAUCUGUUGGGCGGGGCUGCGGGGCCUGUGACACUGCACGCUGAGCUCUGUGAUGUAGCCGCUUGCGGCGACUGCAAGCAGCCGCGGCGCGCCCGGCCCGCCCUCUUCCGCUGCCGCCGUGGGAAUGGAAACAUCUGCCCCACGUGCCGGAAGCCAAGUGGUGGCGACAACUGCGCGCCACUCCGCGGCCUACCGCGCAGAUCCUCUACCUGUGUCCUCGCGAGACAAGCUCACCGAAAUGGCCGCGUCCAGUCAAGGAAACUUUGAGGGAAAUUUUGAGUCACUGGACCUUGCGGAAUUUGCUAAGAAGCAGCCAUGGUGGCGUAAGCUGUUCGGGCAGGAAUCUGGACCUUCAGCAGAAAAGUAUAGCGUGGCAACCCAGCUGUUCAUUGGAGGUGUCACUGGAUGGUGCACGGGUUUCAUAUUCCAGAAGGUUGGAAAGUUGGCUGCAACAGCUGUGGGAGGUGGAUUUUUUCUCCUUCAGCUUGCAAACCAUACUGGGUACAUCAAAGUUGACUGGCAACGAGUGGAGAAGGACAUGAAGAAAGCCAAAGAGCAGCUGAAGAUCCGUAAGAGCAAUCAGAUACCUACUGAGGUCAGGAGCAAAGCUGAGGAGGUGGUGUCAUUUGUGAAGAAGAAUGUUCUAGUGACUGGGGGAUUUUUCGGAGGCUUUCUGCUUGGCAUGGCAUCCUAAGGCAGAUGACCUCAUGUUCAUUGUUCCUGGUUUUUUCCAGCCAGCAGCCUCUACACUCCAUCAUAGGACAUCGAGUCCCUCCUCCUCUUCUCCCAUGCCUUCCUCCCUGCCAUGGCAAAUCCGAGUGGCUUCUAUAAGCAUCUGCUGGUACAAGUUAAUGUGGCACCAUGAGCUUGAUGGUGGCAGAAGAGACAAUAGUCCUUAGCUCUCCUCCCAGUACACCCCCUACUUGGUCAGUCUGUAGGUCAACAAGAAGGUUCCUUUACCCCCAUGCAAGACACAUAUGAGAACACAUUGCAAGAUGGCUGACCGUGGAGGAUGAGUGGAUCCUGAAAGGUUGUCCCAAACUGUUGAUUUGGAAAAGAAAUAAGCACAUAGAUAACCUUAUUGUGUGCUGCAUGGAAAGGAACUGAAUACAUUUGCCUUUAAGCAUGAAAGAUUUUGGUAUCUUGGUGUCUACUUUCUUUUUUAGUUGGUUUUACAUUACAGAAAGAGCUAUUUAAAUGUGUUAUAAUUAUGCCGACAAAAUUGGCAGCAUAAUUACUAUAAUUGAAAAAUCUGAUAUUGUCCAGGAAUGUUUUCUACCGUACAGGAUAAUGUAUCUCAUGGCUGUUUCCAAAGGGUUUAUUUAUUGUAAAACAAGUGAUUUAGGUGGGAAAGGGAAGAUUUUGGAUUUUUAUUUCAUAGAAAAGGUUUUAAGCUUUGAAAUGUGAAUGAAAUAUUCUUAUCAAAACAUUAGGGGUGGCCAUAACUCAUCUGUGCCACUUUUACUAUUUUUUUUAAUCUAGUUAGUAUGAAAUACAACAUUUAAACCAGAAUUUUAAAGAAGUAGCUUUCCAGGGAUUCAGAAUUAAGAAAGAUAGUGAUAGGACAUGAGAAAUAAAUUUCCAUCAAGUGUAAUCUACCGUCUCAUGAUGACCACAACCCCUAGAAUUAUUCUUUAAAAGCUUACACACACACACACAUGCACACAUGCACACACAGAAUCUUAGCACAUUCUGCUGUAGUGGCAUGUUACCAUGUCUACAGUCCCAACUAGAAUAUCAAUCAGCUUUCAGAGGGCAAGACUUCUGUCUUCACCAUUAUACUCGGGGCCUAGCACUUAAUAGGUGCCGAGUAUUUGUUGAAUAUAUGAAUAAUGACUUUAUAGGAAGAAAACUCACUAUUAAAGGUUAGUUUUACUCAGAAUUGUUAAUCUUGGAGAUGAUCUCUUGUGAAAUAUGAGUGUGUUUCUAAGGCCAUACAUUUAAAAAUGUUUGCAUUUUAACCUGUCUUGAGAAUGAUGUAUUGAAUUUGAAAAUCAAAACUA
This is a messenger RNA of Nomascus leucogenys (northern white-cheeked gibbon), 2119 nucleotides long. It is a transcript of the gene FUNDC2, whose product is annotated as FUN14 domain containing 2. Gene Ontology annotation, biological process: autophagy of mitochondrion. Gene Ontology annotation, cellular component: mitochondrial outer membrane. The record is from RefSeq and is a predicted model, not a curated record. Lineage: Eukaryota; Metazoa; Chordata; Mammalia; Primates; Hylobatidae.